Molecule: messenger RNA, 1284 nt
Organism: Saccharomycopsis crataegensis
Lineage: Eukaryota; Fungi; Ascomycota; Saccharomycetes; Ascoideales; Saccharomycopsidaceae
Product: WD repeat RBAP46/RBAP48/MSI1 family protein
Exons: 1
Coding region: 1-1284 (427 amino acids)
Biological process (GO): regulation of DNA-templated transcription; chromatin remodeling
Cellular component (GO): nucleus; Rpd3L-Expanded complex; Rpd3L complex
Molecular function (GO): histone binding; nucleosome binding
Source: RefSeq, a predicted model, not a curated record
AUGAGUGAAAAUAGUGCAAACGGUGAAGAACAGAAUGAAGUUCUUAGUGUGGAGCAAGAGUACGAGCUUUGGAAAAAGAAUUGCCACUUCAUGUAUGACUUUGUUUAUGAAUCACAUAUCAAUUGGCCAUCUUUAUCAAUACAGUGGCUUCCAGAUCUACAGCUAAGUAAUGAUGCUGUCAAUGCCAAUUUGAUCCUCGGUACAAAUACAUCGGGAGCUGACACAGAAAAUGUCAAGUUGAUGUCCACCAAUUUACCGUAUUAUCUAAUGAAUAAUGAAGACACUGGUGAUGCCACAGAUAAAUCAAAUAUCAAGACGGCUACCAAAAUCAAGAUCAAGAAAAAGUUCAAGCAUUUCAAUACCGAAGUCAAUAGAACUAGAUAUAUGCCACAGAACCAAAACAUAAUUGCCUCAAUUUCAGGGGAAGGCACUGCUUAUGUGUUUUAUAAUGAUGUAAAUAAAAAGGGAAAUAGAUCACCAAUAUUGAGCUUGAAGCAUCACAAAGAUAAUGGGUUCGGUUUAGAUUGGAGCCCAUUUGUUGAAGGCCAGCUUCUAACUGCUGCAGAUGAUAAGGAAAUUUGUCUCUGGGACAUAAACUAUAAAGCCGUUCAAACCAAAUUCGAUGAAAGUGAAAUCAAAAUGGAUAGUAUCAAACCACUUCAUGUUGUUAGCUCGCAUAAAGACAUUGUCAAUGAUGUGAAAUGGCAUAAAUUUGAUCAAAAUUUGUUUGGAUCGGUUUCAGAUGAUAAAAGUUUGAUGAUAUUUGAUACCAGAGACUUGUCCAAACCAGCGAUGGUCAAGGAAAAUAUACAUCUGGACUCUGUCAAUUCAUUGGCUUUCUCUACGUUUUCCAGAAAUUUGCUAGCCACCGGGUCGUCCGAUUCGAGCAUUGGCUUAUUCGACCUUAGAAACUUGAACUUAAGAUUACACUCUAUGAUGGGACACUCUGAAUCGAUUACCUCUCUUGAAUGGUCUCCACAUACCGAUGGGUUCUUGGCCUCGGGAUCAGAAGAUCGAAGAGUGAUCAUUUGGGAUAUUUCCAAGAUUGGAGAAGAGCAAUCCCAAGACGAUGCUGAUGAUGGUGCCCCAGAAUUGUUUAUGAUGCAUGCAGGUCAUACAAGCAUGGUUACUGACUUAAGCUGGCACCCUAAUGAAAAGAUGAAAUGGUUGUUGUCUAGUGUUAGUGACAAUAACGUGAUUCAGCUUUGGAAACCAACAAAGAAUCUUACUGAUCCUGUCGAUGGUUGGGACAAUAACGAUGUUGAAUUAAAAGAUCUUGAAUGA